Daldinia decipiens is the source of this 1102-nucleotide messenger RNA. RefSeq lists its product as uncharacterized. NCBI's taxonomy places the organism in Eukaryota, Fungi, Ascomycota, Sordariomycetes, Xylariales, Hypoxylaceae. The record is from RefSeq and is a predicted model, not a curated record. The transcript has 4 exons. Bases 274 to 660 code for a protein of 128 amino acids.
CAAUGGAGGUGCGCUAAAACAACGGGAGUGCUUGCAGGGUUGUACUCGUUUCUAUUCUGACCUGAUAGGUACAUGUAGCCGGAGAUCAUAAAAUAAACGUACCACUUUAUGACUUUAUGACUUUAACUUUAUGAUCUUGAAUGUUUUCAAUCUUUUAACUCUUUUGAGCCUCCCACAUUAAUCUACUUACCCGCCUCUAUUUUUUCUUCUCCCUCAGACAUCAUUGAGAGAACCAAUAAGCCAGGUCUGAAGCGUCCAUAGCUAGCAUUCAAAAUGAACACAGUCAAAUCGUUCUGGAUGGGAUGGGGCUCCCUCUGCCUUGCCGGCGCGGGAGCGUACUACUUUGCGAAGAAAAGCAUCAACGCAGACAGGGCCGCGCGCCUCGAGGAAAGCCGCCGAAAGAAGCAUAUGAUCGACUCUCUUGAGUACUCGAGCAAUGUCCCCGGCAAACCGCUCUCCGCAUCGACAAUGGGUGGUUCGACGAACGGAAAUGGCACGCCACCCCGAACUGAUGCAGCCGGAUCACCAAGCCAAGAGGCAAGCCGCGACCCAGCACCAACUCGACAUGCUCCGGCUACAGAAGGACAGCAAGUGAUAGAAAAGAGCAAGUACGAGAGUAGCGCACCGUUUACGAGUCCAAAAGGCGAUCGGUUCUCCUAGUCGUGGUUAAAAGCUAAGCUGGGCACACCCUAUAAUGAGAAUAUUACGAAAACAUGCAUGUACACAAUAUUAUUUAGAAGAGACGGAUGAACACAACUCUAUUCCCAAAAGUUUCGUCAUGGCAGCAAUGGUAUCUUGAUGCGGACCGGUUGGUCGGCUAUGUAAUUCGGCCUUGAAACUUGAAAACUCUGGAUGUUGGCAAGAUUGGUAUGCGUUACAUAUGCGUAGAUAUUUAUGUGAAUUCCCUCAUAUUUACCUAGGUUAGGUUAAUCAAUUUUGGGAUUGUAUCUGUACAAACGAGUUUGAAAUCUUGCGGCUAUUCAAGUUGAUACUUGAGUUAUUAUUACGCCGAUUGCCACGGCCAAAAAGGGCUGGAAGGUUAAAAAGGGUCUUGUCAAAAUGGCUACGUAAAUUCCAUGUAACGAAUUGAACUUUUUCUGCU